CACCUUUCGCAAUGGCUCUCCCCAGGGACCGCUUUCGUGCUCUCUCGUGGGCUAGUCAGCUUCUAGCCCAUCAAAGACCGUCUUGGAAAUGCGCUUCCUGCAGGACAUCGCGUCUAACUUCCGCGGCUCUUCCGCGUAGAUUUGCGACAUCGGCGUCUGAAGGAACGAAGAAGCCUUACUAUGUAACGACUCCUAUUUUCUACGUCAACGCGGCACCCCAUAUCGGUCAUCUGUAUACUAUGGUCAUCGGGGAUGUGGUGAAAAGAUGGCGGACACUCAAUGGAGAAUCGGAUGCUCAAUUCUUGACUGGAACCGAUGAACACGGAAUGAAGAUCCAACAAGCCGCACUCGCCGCGGAUAUGGACACCCAAGCUUUCUGCGAUAUGAACUACAAAACAUUCGAGGCUUUGGCAAAAGCCGCGAAUCUCGAUAACAACUAUUUCAUUCGAACGACCGAGCCGGCGCAUAAGGAGGCAGUUCAGUAUUUCUGGGAAAUGCUGAGCCACCGGGGCUACAUUUAUACCGCCAAGCACGAAGGCUGGUACUCUGUCAGCGAUGAAACAUUUUAUCCCCCAGCCCAGGUGCAGAACUCACUAGAUCCAACCACCGGACGGAAAAGAAUGGUGUCAGUCGAAACCGGAAAAGAAGUGGAGUGGUCCUCGGAAACAAACUAUCACUUCCGUCUGUCUGCCUUUCAAGAGCGCCUGUUGGACCUGUACAAGACGGAUUUUAUUACCCCUUCGAAUUACGCUACGGAUGUGGUCAAAUCGGUUUCUUCAGGCCUUCAAGACCUAUCAAUUUCCAGACCUGUAGAUCGGUUGAAUUGGGGCAUCCCUGUUCCGGGAGACGAGACGCAGACAAUCUAUGUCUGGCUUGAUGCGCUGAUCAACUACCUGACUAAGGCAGGCUAUCCAUUCCCUCCUGGUCAAGAGGGAAGACUUGGAUGGCCAGCCAAUGUACACGUUGUCGGCAAGGACAUUGUUCGAUUCCACUGCGUGUAUUGGCCCGCCUUUCUGAUGGCAUUGGAUCUUCCUCUGCCUCGCAAUGUCCUCGUUCACGGACAUUGGACUAUGAACCACGAGAAGAUGUCGAAAUCCACGGGAAACGUGGUUAACCCGUUUUUCGCCAUCGACCGGUUCGGCGUCGACACCAUGCGUUUCUUCCUUGCUUACCAAGGUGGCCUCGCGGGAGAUUCCGACUAUGACAAUCAAUACAUUAUCCGGGAUUACAAGAAAGUACUGCAAUGGGGAAUCGGGAACCUGGCGUCACGAGUAGUGGGGUCCUCCAAAGGCAAACUCCGGACACACAUCGUUAACGGGACUUCCGACAGUCUUGCGCCGGCUAAUGAGGACGAUCUCGCGUACCAGAAACUGCUUGAGGAAACCCCCAUCAAGGUGGCGGAGCACAUGGAGAAACUCAACCCGCGAGCAGCUCUGCAAGAUAUCAUGGCCUUAAUUGAACAGGCCAACAAGUACAUCCAUGCAUCUGAGCCCUGGAAGGGCGCGGAAAACGCCCCCCGCUGUCUGUACAACGUUGCCGAGUCGCUACGAAUCACCGGCAUCCUGCUGCAGCCAUUCAUGCCCACCAAGGCCAAGGAAAUUCUAGACUACCUCUGUGUAGACAGCACGGAUCCCUCCAGACGGAGAUUCUCGGCUGCGAAACUAGGUUCAGAUCCAAACUAUGGGGAAGGCGUCCGAAAGACGGUCCUGUUCCCCCCUCUUAUCUCUGAGGAGUAAGACAUGUUUAGUGUCGUGAUUCUCCGAUU
Molecule: messenger RNA, 1765 nt
Organism: Aspergillus steynii IBT 23096
Lineage: Eukaryota; Fungi; Ascomycota; Eurotiomycetes; Eurotiales; Aspergillaceae
Product: methionine--tRNA ligase MSM1
Exons: 8
Coding region: 12-1736 (574 amino acids)
Biological process (GO): methionyl-tRNA aminoacylation
Molecular function (GO): ATP binding; methionine-tRNA ligase activity
Source: RefSeq, a predicted model, not a curated record